This is a messenger RNA of Penicillium coprophilum, 5508 nucleotides long. RefSeq lists its product as uncharacterized. The transcript has a single exon. NCBI's taxonomy places the organism in Eukaryota, Fungi, Ascomycota, Eurotiomycetes, Eurotiales, Aspergillaceae. The record is from RefSeq and is a predicted model, not a curated record. The coding region runs from base 1 to 5508 and encodes 1835 amino acids. Gene Ontology annotation, molecular function: protein binding.
AUGAGCAACCAACCAUGGCUUGACAGUCUGUCAGACGACUGGCCAUCUCCAGGUUCGCCAAUCAGUCCAAUACCUGUUUUGCCUGUGGCAGAUUCGCCCAAAAUCAGUCAGCAGGGAACCCCCAGUCGCAUUCCUGUGCCUGCGCGGCGUUCCUUAGAACAACAAUCGCCGGGAAGUAACAAAAAAGACAAAGUUACCCGACCAUGCCAUUUCCAUAGAAGAGAACCUCCGACCCCCAAGACUCCCCGAACACCCAAAACACGCAAACCACGAUCGCCUUACCCGAAUGAUUCGAAAUCCAGUACUCCAAAGACCAACCCAAGAAUCUCUUCGAACGGAAGUCCCAAGGUCAACCCUAAGCCCACCCCCGGUGCGGCACGCAGACAGUCCGCAAUGGAUACGCGCUCCCCUCUACGAUCAGUGUCGAACGUCUCUAAAGCAUCCACACAAUCCGACUUGGAUGGUACGGUUCAGAUCAAAACGAAGGGCAAGGACACAAAGGAGGGUACACCAGAAUGGCGGAGGCGACUAGUGCGCGGGGAAAUCGCGGCUGGGGAGCAACGGGACCUGUUCGCGCCGAUGGGAUUGGAAAGCGUGUUCAAGCCGCCUACACCUGGUGCUGCAACGGCGCAUCCAGAAUCUACCCCAUUUACGAAGCAGGAUGAUCUUCUGUGGGAUUUCGCCGACACACCUUCGCUACAGGAUAACGAAGAGCAAAACAGUCGCGACAAUGACCUCGAACACGUCGUGAAUGAGGACGAAAGGGACAAUGGUGAUCGAUCACCGGAAGGAACCGUCAAUCGCGCUCCUUGGGAGAAUAAUGGAAACCUAGACGUGGAUUGGGACCAGGAAGGGUUCUCACAGGGCAAUACACAGCUUCGGACAGCUAGUGGGUUAGAGGACCUGCGCAACGAGGGAAUCACACCCAUAACCUUCUCCCGGAACAACACUGUUGAUGGCAAUGGGACUUCAGAAGUCAUCAAAUCCGCGCUGAAACAAGUCACCAACAAGUUGGAAGGCCUGUCUAUCAAGAAUGAAAGUCGCCCGGACUCCCCUGCGAGCGAUAGCUUCCUCUUCUACAACAAUAGUGAUCCCCACGCGGAUGGAACUCCACGAGAUGACAGCUUGCUGGACGUGACCAGUCAUUCUCUACCCCAAGAUCUGUCUAUGGGGACAAUGGAUUUCAACAGUCGACGAGAAAACCGCUCCUUCCCUCGCCGAUUCUCUCCUUCGCCCUUUCCCUCACACCGUUUGUCCCCCACAACCCUCGCCAAUUCUAAAAUCCGAAGUUCUCCCUUGUUCAAUCCCCCUCAAGACACCGCGUCCCCUGGGCUACCGCGUCCUUCUUCAUCUCAUGUUCGGCCAUCCACGGCUGGAGCAGAAAACGAGGCUAAAAUGCAGUCAUCAGGAAGCCCCUUGAAACUGUUCGGUGCCCACGACACAUUCACCAAUAACAGACUUCUCCGGCGCAUGAGCCAAUUUGAAGACAAUUUCAGCGACACGUCAGAAGGAGAGGAACCCCCUUCGCCCUCAGAAGAAGCGCGAAGAAAAGGAGAAAAUCGCAGCUUCUUAAAUUCAAGACAUGAACCAUUGCAGGAGAUCUCGCCUAGGCGAAACGAACGUCUUGGAUCGCGUAAUGCUGUACAUCGAAUCAGCCAAUUUGGGGGUGGCGAGUUGGAUAAAUUUGAUUUCUCAGACACCAGCCCUUAUGAGCACAAAUUGGUGUACGACGAGGCUAGAGGUUUUGGCUCGCGCCCGUCUUCGCGCAAGCGAUCAUCAACCCGGCAAAAAUAUCUUCGUGGUCCCUCGCAGCAAGGGUUGUAUCAUUACAGCAGAUCAGCGAGCUCCGGGUUCACCAGGAAACCAUCUGCCUGGAUGCGCCAGGAUUUCUUUGAUGAUGUCCAGCACGGGACUCGUUCGAACAAUAAGGAAAAUAUGGCCCCUGAGGUUAAGCGAGUACCCCGGGCCCCUGGCAUGGACCCCACCCCCAAACGGCGCCGAACAAUUAUGAGAAACAACAGCGCUGAGCCCUAUCAAAAUACCAAUGGCGCUUCGCCUCAGAAGUAUGGUGACAGCAUGUCACUCUUGCAACGAAGUCUUAUGCAACAUGGCGUGCAGCUUGAAAACAGUGACUAUCUCGCUCCGCCGGGUCUUUCUCAAUCAAGGCAGCGACCUCGAACACCCACACCAAGUCAAAUACGAACAGACGGGGAAAGCCAGUAUAAUAUUGCACCACACAGGGAUUUCUCCGAAUCCAAUUUCGAGAAUAACGAUUAUUCUGAUUCCUUUUCCCUUGAUGGUGACGUUCCACUAGUGAAGAUUACUGGUACCAGUGAUACCUCCCGAAAAGGAUCUAUCACCACUCAGGAUUAUUUGAAUGAGGCCACCAAGAUCAUGGAUCUCAUAAGAUCCAAAGGACGAGGUGCAGCUGGAUUGACAAGCGUACAUGAAUCUGACGUGGAAAGUGAAGGCGACGAUUUCAGCGACGAUGAAUCCACUCGGGAGGCUUUUUCUCGCCCUCCGAGCCGCGAUGGUACAGAUCUUCGCAGAUUGAGGGAAGUGAAAGAGGUGAACCCACUGAUCUUGAGUCACCUGAAAAAAUAUCAGGAGAAAGAUGACCCGAAUGACCGGGAAAUGUCCCUGCAUGCUCCUCAUGGCCAAGACGAGGGCCAAACCGAGCUCGGUGAAUCCAACUCACAGAAUAUUCGAAUUCAUGGACCGAGGAAGCGAAAGACCAGUGGCAUGACCGAUGACACGGCAGAAAACAUCGCCCAGGAUCUGAUGACUAUCAACACACAAAUGUCUGGCUUCAGCGUUACCUCCGUACCUACAGGCUCUUCACAAAGCUCUCAAGUCAAGGGUAUGUUGGCUUCUGACCUUGUCGCCCAUCUCAUCCCGGAAGAGGUCAACGGCUUCAAAUACGAUCGCUCUAAGAAUCAAUGGGUGAAAGAUGAGGCGGAAGAACCACAGGCGCCAAUCUCCGAACCCCCCGAGGAGACUGAGGAUCCGUUCAGGGAUAUCCCGGAUCUUAGCGUAGAUGAGCUCCAGGAGAUGAUGCGAGUGCAUGGCCUCAGUUCGCCCACAAAGAGCGACGCCCCGGCAGAUCGAGAGCAAGUUAAGCCCCGCAGUCCUUCGGUUGCGAACAGAUCCCGGAAAAAACCCAAUGUUCGACCACAUACGAGGGACGGAGAACCAUCCCUCGGUGCAAGCUCAGUCCAAUCGAGACUCACUCGCUUCACGUCUAGUGUUCCUAACACUGGCACCAGAGCUACAUCCUGGGGCACGGACGAGGCCGCAGAAAGGCAAAUCUCCGAACAAAGAAUACUUGAAGCCAAACGUGAGGAGCCGUUGACUUCAAAGACCCCCGGAUCUUUAGAAAAACAAGCUCGUGUCGCGACUGUCAGGCUCUCCUCCCCCAAUGUUUCACACUCCUCUUCUCGCGGUGAGUCUGAUAACGCUCAGUCCGACCCGAAUGGGAACCAUACCUACCAUGGGACUCCUCCCGACGGAGAUAAGGCCCCAGUAGACCACGAAAAUGGCCCAACACGGUCCUCCGUUCCUCCAACGGGGCGUCAAACUUCAGUCGGUGGACAGCCAUUCAUUCGACGUCCCAUCUCGAGGAUUGAGGAGAGGAACGAGGAGACGGUGGAUGAACAAAGUCUCGUCCGCAGGAACGACUCACUCCAGGUUAAAGAAACGCCUGGUAGAAUCGAGAGAGAGAAUUCUUUGAUACCUCUUCAGAGUGCCGGUCGCGAUACGACUUACAGCUUCCACCUCAGUCCACUUGCGGACUUCACCGUCAACCAAGGCGAUAAACCCCUGAACCUUGAAAUGAGCUAUGUGGCUCAACGUACAAACCCCUCCUCUUUGCGACAAGUUCACGGGACCUUCGCAUUGGCAACUGAAGAUUUGAUCAAGCAUAUCACUGACGUGGAACCAUAUGAGCCUUACUGGGAACAUGUGCGUCGCCUUGUCUUACGCCAGAAAGGACUGAUCACGCUGCACAAAUUACAUGAGUUCUGCCCCCGACUGGAGGAGUUGGAUGUUUCUGAAAAUGACAUUGGUCAAUUGAGUGGCGUUCCCACAACCCUGAGAACCCUCAAAAUUUCUAGAAACUGCCUCUCUAACCUUACUCCCUGGAGUCAUAUGAUUAACUUGCAGUAUUUGGACGUCUCAGGAAAUGAUAUAGAGACGUUGGAUGGCUUCGCAAGCUUGAUUCAUCUCAGGGAAUUGAAGGCCAAUGACAAUCAAAUCCGUAACAUAGACGGAAUUCUUGACCUGAAUGGCCUGCUAAGCCUGAAGCUCAGCAACAACUCUAUCACUGCGGUGGAUUUUGCAGGGUCCGAGUUAACACGUCUUCGUGAUCUUGACUUGAGCCACAACUGUCUGACAUCUGUUCGGAAUGUCGAAUGGCUUCCGUCACUUGCCACUCUUGAUGUCAGCGCCAACCAAAUCAGCCGUUUUGACUCCUCUGCUUCCCUUAUCAGCCUUCGCGCUCUGAAACUCUCCGAAAAUAAAUUAGAGACUUUAGAUGCGCGGGCUUUUCCUUCUGCGAGCCUUCUCUACCUUGAUCAAAACCAUCUUUCUACCGUUACUGGUCUUGAAGUUUGUCAGAAUCUCGAGGUACUGUCUCUCCGAGAGCAGACACCGUCCAACGCAAAGGACCUUGAACACAGCCUGGAUAUCGAUCUGGGCCUGGUCAAGGACAUUCGCAAAGUCUUCUUAUCCUCAAACAAGCUUUCCCACCAGAGUGUCUGCCCUUCUGCUCCACUACUACGACUUCAACUUCUUGAUCUAGCUGCGUGUACAUUGAAAAGUCUCCCGAAUGAUUUUGCUCUGAGCUUCCCUAAUCUCAAGGUGCUGAAUCUGAAUUUCAAUUCAGUUGAUGAUGUUGAGCCACUGGUUGGAAUGAACUGUCUUGCCAGACUGAUGAUUGUCGGAAACCGUCUCUCGAGAAUGAGAAGGGUCUGUCAAAUUCUCAGCCGACUAGGGAAAUCUGGAAAAGGAUCUGCGUGCUCAUUACGCAAACUUGAUCUCCGUGGGAACCCGUUGACUAUUGGCUUUUACCCUCCGGCGGUUACUGGAAAUGGAAAUGCCGAUCGCAGGAGAUUGAAAUCUCAUGAACAAGCUGUCGUCCGACAUCAAGGAGCCCAUCGGGACCUUUCCGAAGCUCUGGCUGAGCUCGGAAACGAUGACCAGAUCUCUCACCGCGCCACCAUGGGCGAUGAGUCAAAGACAGACAGAGACAUCGAAGUCAAUGACCCAUACACAGUUCCGCUCGCCGACCCGCAAGCGGACGUGAAGUACAUAAGGCACCUCGAUCAAGCCACACGUCUACGCCGAAGAGUGCUAGAGCUCUUGCUCUACGCUGGUACAAGCGGCUCUCUCCAUAUCCUCGACGGACUAGACCUUCGGCCGUCACUGGGCGACGAGUCCUCCGAUAUGAACAAAGCCUGGGACAGACUGGAGCAUCUUGGUGUAUUGCGGAGGAAGGCGAUCAAAAACUAG